AAGGAGGAAGGGACGAAGAACCAAGAAGAAUAGUCUCUGAUGAGAUUAGGGCUACUCUGAUUGAUCACGUGAUCAAUCAUGGGUUGACCAUGAGAGAGGCUGGACUCAGAGUCCAGCCCAACUUGAGUCGAUUUACAGUGGCGGCCAUAAUUCGAACUUUUCGAAAUGAGAACAGAGUGGAAAGACAACAGCAUCAUGGAGGACGAGGUCGUAUAUUUUCACAAGAGCAGGAGACUGCAAUUGUGAAUAUGUUUUUGGCAAAUAAUGCCAUUAGAAUCCGUGAGAUUCAAAAUCAUAUUUUGGAAGACAUCACCAUAUUCAACAAUAUUGAUGCUGUUAGUCUAUCUACGACACAUCAGGUCCUCCAGAGGAAUCAGUUAUGGAUGAAGCAGCUGUACAGGGUCCCAUUUGAAAGGAACUGUGGCAGAGUCAAGAACCUGCGGCGUGACUAUGUGGAGAGAAUUUUGGAGAUGGAUGCCCACCCCAUCCUCCAUGAAUACAUUUAUGUGGAUGAGGUGGGAUUCAACCUCACAAAGUCAAGACGGAGGGGGAGAAACAUUAUUGGACAGAGGGCAAUUGUCAAUGUCCCAGGCCAACGUGGAGGAAAUGUCACCAUGUGUGCCGCCUUAACACAGAAUGGUGUCCUGCACCACCAUGCAACACUUGGCCCCUAUAACACUGGCCAUAUCCUAACAUUUCUGGACAAUAUUCAUGAUAUUCUUGCUCCAAAGGAAGAGAAUCCAGAACAGGCAAGAUUUGUGGUUAUAUGGGAUAAUGUCAGUUUUCAUCGCUCCCAGCUGGUCCAAAAUUGGUUUGUCAACCAUCCCCAUUUUUCUGUUGUCAACCUGCCUCCAUAUUCACCAUUUCUUAACCCGAUCGAAGAAUUCUUCUCAACAUGGCGUUGGAAAGUGUAUGAUCAUCGUCCCUAUGCCCGCCUUACACUUCUCCAGGCAAUGGAGGAAGCAUGUGGUGACACUGAUGCUGCUUCUAUCCAAGGUUGGAUACGCCACACAAGACAAUUCUUUCCUUGAUGUUUGGCAAGAGAAAAUAUAGCAUGCGAUGUUGAUGAAAUAUUGUGGCCAGACCCAGCCCGGAGGAGAGCUUGAUCCUAAAUACACACCCAACUUGCUCUCCCCAUCAACACACACACACACACACACACACACACACACACACACACACACACACACACACACACACACUUUUUCAUACAUGUCUAUUUUUUGGUUGCUGUAUCACCAUAUGUGGUGGUUGGUGUACUUUGCUUUCUUUUUUCUUAUAUGCUGUACAAUACUGCGUUCACAACAGCAACCGAUUUAUUCAGAAAAUUUAAUAUUUUUGGUUCCAAU
Molecule: messenger RNA, 1349 nt
Organism: Neoarius graeffei (lesser salmon catfish)
Lineage: Eukaryota; Metazoa; Chordata; Actinopteri; Siluriformes; Ariidae
Exons: 3
Coding region: 90-1031 (313 amino acids)
Molecular function (GO): nucleic acid binding
Source: RefSeq, a predicted model, not a curated record